CAAAAUAUUAUGAUGGUGAUUUGAAUCAAUUCUUAAUUAGGACAUGGUAAUUUGUUCCUUACAGUGAUUUUUACAGGUCAUUCUUGGCUUUAACACAGCAGCUACUUGUUACAGUUUGACGCAAGCGCACAAAAAAAAGUUCUUUAGACGUCUAAGGCAAACAUAGAACCAUAGGGGGCUUUGUGUUUCAUUACUUUUUUUUAGAGAACGCUAGUAUUUUCAGAAUUAUGUACUAUAUCAUACGUAUAUGGAUUUUACCUGCAUUUGUUUGCUGUGUACAUGCAUCAGGGCAGUUAUGCUCUGAAGAUAAUGUUCAAACUGUCGGUAGAGUUGUCUUUGGUGAGGCGAGAGGAGAACCGCGGGAAGGACAAAUAGCGGUGGCCUACAGCAUUGUCAACAGAAUAAAGCACGAGGGGUAUCCGAAUAGUCUCACUGCGGUAGUGAAUCAAACAACAGAAACCGGCGGUUACCAAUACCACACUCUGGAUCUGGAAUCUCAUACUCAAGCUUGGAAUGAAGCAAAGGUUGAACAAACUCUCGAAUACAAUAACACCAUCGAGGCCUCUCGGGACGUACUCUGUGUUGGAGUGAAGGAUCCGACAACAUGCGCAACGGAUUUCUGCGCACUUGAUCCCUGUCCUGCAACUGCUUCCAAUCCAUGGUGGACUACCAUCAACAAAAUUAAAAUUGGAAACCAUUACUUUGUUUGCAAAGUUCCAGCCUAAACCUUGCCUAUAUUUCAUUGUGUUAAAUCUGAUAAUAAUCUUAAAAUAAAUUGAUAU
Messenger RNA from Magallana angulata, 782 nucleotides. RefSeq names its product spore cortex-lytic enzyme-like. The transcript has 2 exons. Bases 228 to 725 code for a protein of 165 amino acids. The record is from RefSeq and is a predicted model, not a curated record. Gene Ontology annotation, molecular function: hydrolase activity. NCBI's taxonomy places the organism in Eukaryota, Metazoa, Mollusca, Bivalvia, Ostreida, Ostreidae.